AUGAAGGCUGAAUGUUCAGGGCUUCCGUCGUUCGUGUACGGGGAGUCGCUGGGAGGCGCAAUCGCCAUGACCGUGGCACUGCGUGAUCCUGAUAGCUGGACUGGGCUGGUCGUGGUGUCUCCCAUGCUGCGUAUAAAGGAAGAGCUGCAGCCCAGCUGGGCAGCACUGCAGGCUCUUCGACUCACCGCCGUUCGAUUCGCCUCGGAGGGUUUCGCAGUGUUUGGCAUCGACUUUGAGGGCCACGGCAAAUCGGACGGUCUGAGAUGCUCGUUCAGGUCCGCGGAGCAACUGGUGGACGACUGCUCCGCCUACUUCUCAUCUGUGAAGGCGAAGCCUGACUUCGCAGGGCUGCCGUCCUUCGUGUACGGGGAGUCGCUGGGAGGCGCCAUCGCCAUGACCGUCGCACUGCGCGAUCCUGACAGCUGGACUGGUCUGGUCAUGGUGUCUCCCAUGCUGCGCAUCAAGGAGGAGCUGCAGCCUAGCUGGGCUGCACUGCAGGUUCUUCGAGUCCUUGCAAUGAUCAUUCCUGACAGUGCCUUUGUGGCCACCAAGGGAGACCUGAUUCGUUAUUACUUCAUAAAAAUGGAGAAGGAACGCGAGAACCACGUCUACCUUGCCAAGCUCGCGGAGCAAGCCGAGCGCUACGAUGAGAUGGUUUCAUCCAUGAAGGAUGUUGCCAAGCUCGACGUCGAGCUGUCCGUUGAGGAGCGCAACCUCCUCUCCGUCGGCUACAAGAACGUCAUUGGUGCUCGCAGGGCUUCAUGGAGAAUCAUGUCUUCUAUCGAGCAGAAGGAGGAGAACAAGGGCAACGAGCAGAAUGUGGCGAGGAUCAAGGAGUACAGGUCGAAGAUUGAGGCGGAGCUCUCCGAUAUAUGCCAAGACAUCCUCAACAUCAUUGACAGCAAUUUGAUCCCCUCAUCUGGCACUGGGGAGUCGAAGGUUUUCUACUACAAAAUGAAGGGUGACUACUACCGCUACCUCGCAGAGUUCAAGACUGGCGCUGACAGGAAGGAGGCCGCUGAGCAGUCGUUGAAGGCGUACCAGUCAGCUUCCGAGGUCGCGACCGUCGAUCUUGCACCAACCCACCCCAUCCGCCUUGGUCUUGCCCUUAACUUCUCUGUGUUCUACUACGAGAUUUUGAACUCACCAGAGAAGGCCUGCCAACUGGCCAAGCAAGCCUUCGACGAGGCUAUUGCCGAGCUUGACACUCUGAGCGAGGAGUCCUACAAGGAUAGCACCCUCAUCAUGCAGCUUCUUCGUGACAAUUUGACACUCUGGACAUCUGAUCUCCAGGACGAAGCCGCCGCCAAGGACGAGUCUGCUGAGGAGAAGAAGGAAGAGAAGUCUGCUGACGAGUGA
This is a messenger RNA of Closterium sp. Naga37s-1, 1359 nucleotides long. NCBI's taxonomy places the organism in Eukaryota, Viridiplantae, Streptophyta, Zygnematophyceae, Desmidiales, Closteriaceae. The record is from the annotation of a GenBank genome assembly.